UAGGAUUUUAAAUUCUGGUUUUGUGUUGCAUUCAAAUAUGAAAAUAAUUCGAAACAAAGAACUAAUCGGAAUGGCUCCCAAAUUCAGUUGUUUCAAACAUGAAAAGAAGAUUCAGAGAACGAGAGAGAAUGCAUAAUGUCAAGUUCAAGUUGAAGUUCAAGACUGACAUAAGAAGUUCACCUUCAUCUCAAGUUUCAGUGUACGCUCUUUCUUCUCUGUUUUCCCCUUCAAUUCGUCUUCCUGCGUAAACUUAUGCAACGGAAUUAAGUUUACAGUUUCUCAACUACUAUUUGCAAAUGAUCAAAUGGAGGGUGCUUUUUUUGGGGGGUGGCAUGUUGGAUUUAUAGAAUUCCCCCUGAUAAUGGAAACUCGAUAGUAGUUUCUUCAAUGAGCAAAUAGAUUGUAUACUAUUGUGUGCGCAAUGAAUUUUCCUCACCUUCAUUCUUUACGGACCGUUCUUCGCAAACCUCUGAAACCCUUUAUUGUUAACACAUCGGUCAAAUAUAUAAGCAACCUACGACCCAAUGAUGUUUCUGGGUUUAUACUUGAUAGCAGUAGCAACCCUUCAUCCAUAUCCUAUCCAAAGCUUUUAUUACAGUUUACUGCUUCCAAGGAUGUAAGUUCAGGCAUGGCAAUUCAUGCUCGUAUCAUCAGGUUGGGAUUGUUAGGGCUAAGGAACCGAUUAGUAAACUUAUACUCGAAAUGUCAGUGUUUUCGAGUUGCCCGGAAACUUGUUAUAGAUAGUUCCGAGCCAGAUUUAGUUUCUUGGUCUGCUUUGAUAUCUGGGUAUGUUCAGAAUGGGCGUGGUGAAGAAGCCCUUUUGACCUAUUAUGAAAUGUAUUUAUUGGGAGCGAAGGGUAAUGAGUUCACUUUCUCUAGUGUUUUAAAAGGGUGCUCUUUGACAAGGAACUUGGAACUGGGGAAGCAGAUUCAUAGGGUUGCCUUAGUGACAGGUUUUGAGUCUGAUGUGUUUGUUGCCAACACUUUGGUUGUUAUGUAUGCUAAAUGCGGGGAGUUUGGUGAUUCGAAGAAGCUAUUUGAGGCAAUUCCAGAACGAAAUGUUGUGUCGUGGAAUGCUUUGUUUUCUUGUUAUGUGCAGAUUGAUUUCUUUGGAGAGGCAAUAAAUUUGUUUCAAGAAAUGAUUUCUACUGGUAUUAGUCCUAAUGAAUUUAGUCUCUCCACUGUAUUAAAUGCUUGUGCUGGUUUGGAGGAUGAAAAUUAUGGAAUGAAAGUUCAUGGGUAUUUGAUAAAGCUUGGAUAUGAUUCUGACCCAUUUUCUGCAAAUGCACUUCUUGACAUGUAUGCAAAAUCUGGGUGUCCUGAGGCUGCAAUAGCUGUGUUUUAUGAAAUUCCAAAACCCGAUAUCGUUUCGUGGAAUGCUGUAAUAGCUGGUUGUGUUCUUCAUGAGAAGAAUGAUUUAGCUCUUAAAUUGUUAGGGAAAAUGGGAAGCUAUAGAGUGGCUCCUAGUAUGUUUACUCUAUCGAGUGCUCUUAAAGCUUGUGCUGCGAUAGGGCUUGUAAAAUUAGGCAGGCAGUUGCACUCUGCCUUGAUGAAGAUGGAUAUGGAACCAGAUUCAUUUGUAGGUGUUGGAUUGAUAGAUAUGUAUUCCAAGUGUGGUUUGCUGCAAGAUGCAAGGAUGGUGUUUGAUUUAAUGCCAAAAAAGGACGUGAUUGUAUGGAAUUCUAUUAUUUCUGGUUACUCCAAUUGUGGGUAUGACAUAGAAGCUAUGUCGCUCUUCACAAAUAUGUAUAAAGAAGGUUUAGAAUUCAACCAGACCACAUUGUCAACAAUCCUCAAAUCUACAGCUGGUUCUCAGGCCAAUGGGUUCUGUGAACAAGUUCACACAAUAUCGAUCAAAUCUGGUUAUCAAUAUGAUGGUUAUGUAGCAAAUAGCCUCCUUGAUUCAUAUGGAAAAUGUUGUCUAUUAGAAGAUGCAGCAAAAGUUUUUGAAGUGUGUCCUGCUGAGGAUUUGGUGGCGUAUACAUCAAUGAUUACAGCUUAUUCCCAAUAUGGCCUGGGCGAAGAGGCUCUAAAGAUGUACUUGCGAAUGCAAGAUAGAGAUAUAAAGCCCGAUGCAUUCAUCUUCAGUUCUCUUUUCAAUGCAUGUGCGAAUUUGUCAGCAUACGAGCAAGGAAAACAAAUCCAUGUCCAUGUCCUGAAAUGUGGAUUGCUAUCAGACGUUUUUGCUGGAAAUUCACUUGUUAAUAUGUAUGCCAAAUGUGGAAGUAUAGAUGAUGCUAGCUGCAUUUUCAAUGAGAUAUCUUGGAGGGGAAUUGUAUCUUGGUCAGCAAUGAUUGGUGGACUUGCUCAACACGGCCAUGGAAGAAAAGCCCUCCAACUGUUCUAUCAGAUGCUCAAAAAUGGUAUUCUUCCAAAUCACAUAACCUUGGUCAGUGUCCUUUCUGCUUGCAAUCAUGCUGGUUUAGUAACUGAGGCUCGCAGAUUUUUUGGAUUAAUGGAAAAAUUGUUUGGAAUUACACCGACCCAAGAGCAUUAUGCUUGCAUGGUUGAUAUCUUGGGUCGAGUUGGGAGAUUGGAUGAGGCAAUGGUACUUGUAAAAGAGAUGCCAUUUCAAGCCAGUGCUGCUGUUUGGGGGGCACUGCUAGGUGCUGCAAGGAUUCAUAAAAAUAUUGAGCUUGGUAGACAUGCUGCUGAGAUGCUGUUAACUCUUGAACCUGAAAAAUCAGGAACCCAUAUACUCCUAGCAAACAUUUAUGCAUCCACAGGAAUGUGGGAUAAUGUUGCAAAGGUAAGAAGAUCGAUGAAAAACAGCUUAGUGAAGAAGGAACCGGGGAUGAGUUGGAUUGAGCUGAAAGAUAAGGUGUACACUUUUAUUGUUGGAGAUAGAAGCCACCCUAGAAGUAAAGAAAUAUACGUAAAACUUGAUGAUUUGCGGGAACGUUUGACUAGUGCAGGUUAUGUUCCCAUGAUUGAGACUGAUCUACAUGAUGUGGAGCAAAUUGAAAAAGAACAACUUCUAUGGCACCACAGUGAGAAACUCGCUGUGGCUUUUGGGUUGAUUGCAACUCCACCAGGGGCUCCAAUUCGAGUUAAGAAGAACUUGAGAGUAUGUAUUGACUGUCAUACUGCAUUCAAAUUCAUAAGCAAAGUUGCUUCACGUGAGAUUAUUGUAAGAGACAUAAAUAGAUUCCACCAUUUCAGAGAUGGUUCUUGCUCUUGUGGUGAUUAUUGGUAACUUUCUUCUAUUAUUCAUAGAACACAUGUACACUUAAUACAUUUUUGUGGUGAGAUUCGUAGGAAGCAUUUUCAGGCAUUUCCAGAGCAUGUAACUUUUUUUUUUUAAAAAAAAAAAAAGGAAUCCGGAGCAUGUAAUUAUUAGGAAAUGAUUUAUUUGUUUUUGUUCAUUCUUUUAGUCAAAUAUGAACUAGAACGAGAGAAAUUUGAUACCUA
This is a messenger RNA of Cucumis sativus (cucumber), 3411 nucleotides long. Its product is annotated as pentatricopeptide repeat-containing protein At5g04780, mitochondrial. The record is from RefSeq and is a predicted model, not a curated record. NCBI's taxonomy places the organism in Eukaryota, Viridiplantae, Streptophyta, Magnoliopsida, Cucurbitales, Cucurbitaceae. Gene Ontology annotation, biological process: RNA modification. Gene Ontology annotation, molecular function: RNA binding; zinc ion binding; protein binding. The coding region runs from base 422 to 3196 and encodes 924 amino acids. The transcript has a single exon.